Molecule: messenger RNA, 1875 nt
Organism: Papilio xuthus (Asian swallowtail)
Lineage: Eukaryota; Metazoa; Arthropoda; Insecta; Lepidoptera; Papilionidae
Product: putative inorganic phosphate cotransporter
Exons: 10
Coding region: 222-1766 (514 amino acids)
Biological process (GO): monoatomic anion transport; transmembrane transport
Cellular component (GO): membrane
Molecular function (GO): transmembrane transporter activity
Source: RefSeq, a predicted model, not a curated record
CGAAAUUCUUAGAAUCGAAUUGACGCUAAAUAAGUAAUCUUACAAAAGUCUACAACUAGUGUUAAAAAUCUCAAAUGUACACACAUACAGGUGGUGAAUAAAAUAUUUGUUUAUGAUAAGUGUAGAUAGUUUAAAUAAAUUGUGUGAGUUCUCAUUGAAAUCAAUGUAACGUCAAAGUGAAGAGACGAGGCAGUGCCGACGCGAAGGCUGACAUUUUAACUAUGAAGUUUUCUAAGAAAGAUGCUGAGAAAGUCGUUAAUAAGGAAGAUUGUGAUUUAAAAGGCUGGGGAUGCAGACACCAGCAAUGCCUUAUCUUGUUCUUCUGCUUGGCGACUGGGUACAGCAUGCGCGCCUGCAUGGGCGUCUCCCUCGUCGCCAUGACAACGAGCGACGCAACUCAAGUACAACUCAACUACCAUCAUACAAACCUUACCAGCAGCAAUGUCACUGCAAGUGCCGAAGAUGACUACAAAGUUGAUGGAGUCUUGAGUGCGCUGCUGUUUACUAGUCCGUAUCCGAAAUUCAAAUGGAACAAAAAGACACAGGACACAAUCCUGGCGUCGUUCUUCUGGGGCUACAUGGUGUUACAGAUACCGGCUGGGCAGCUCGCGCACCGCCUGGGCGCGCGCCGCCUGCUUGCCGCCGCGCUCUUCGCCAACGCGCUCGUCUCAUUCUGCCUGCCCUGGGCCGCUUAUUAUGGAGGAUGGAUAUGGGUGUUAGUCUUUAGAAUCACUCAAGGCUUAAGUCAAGCUUGUAUUAUACCAGGCAUGCAUACGUUCCUUGGCAAAUGGACCCCGCUGAGAGAAAGAAGUCGCCUGAGUGCUUGGACAUACGGAGGUCAAGCCUUGGGUCCGGUGGUAGGUCUUCCAGUGACAGGUUUCAUCGCCUCCUCUCCUCUGGGCUGGCCCGGCGUGUUCCGCUUCUACGGCGUGCUGGCGGCGCUGGUGGGCGCGCUCAUUUGGUUCAUGACAGCCGACACACCGGCCAAACAUCCCAAAAUAACUCUUGCUGAGAAGCUGUAUAUUGAAAGUGAUAUUGGCCCUACUGAUGAAUCCACAAAACCGAAGACGGUCCCGUGGCGACGCAUUCUGACCGAUCGUGGCAUGUGGGCCAUUGUCAUCGGUCACAUAGGUCAGACUUGGGGCCAGCUUACACUGUAUUCAGAAGUACCCGCGUUCAUGGAUAAAGUCAUGGGAGUUAAUAUUAAAGCGAACGGUUUGCUCUCCGCUCUGCCGUUUCUAGUCAUGUGGUUUACCAACUUCUUCUUCGGCUGGGCCGCUGACAAACUGAUCGUCAAGAAGAUCCUCAGUGUGACGCAGACCAGGAAACUUGCUAAUUGUUUAGGCAGCAUUCCAGCCUCAGUGGGUCUUGUGGUGCUCGCGUUUGUGCCCAAAGAAUUGGUGAUUGUAGAAUGUGUUCUGGUGAUAUUUUGCGGCUUCAAGGUCGCUACUCACGUCGGAGUUUAUGUGAACCACAUCGACAUAUCGCCCAACUUUUCGGGGACCAUGAUGAGCCUCAGCAACUUCAUGUCCAACUUGUGCGGCUCACUGGCGCCCAUUGUGGCCGGCUUUAUACUCACUGACGUUACGAGUGAGUUACUUUGGCGUCAAGUAUUCUUCGUGGCCGCCGGGAUGUACUUCUUCACCAACCUCGUGUACAUCAUCUUAGGCACUGCAGAGCGAGCGGACUGGAAUGAGCCCACACAAGAGAAAGAAGCUGAAAAUGUUAAAGAGUACAGUCCUAUGCUGAAGAUGGAGCAAAAGUGACGAAUUUCUUUUUAUGUCAUGUCAUUUAGGUAAUUUAUUAGGAUUAUACUAGGUAGAAAUAUUAAUGUUCGUGACAAAAAGGACAACAAAUAAAAAUCUAUUUGAUAUA